This is a messenger RNA of Saccharomyces mikatae IFO 1815, 1719 nucleotides long. RefSeq names its product Dtr1p (gene DTR1). The transcript has a single exon. Bases 1 to 1719 code for a protein of 572 amino acids. Lineage: Eukaryota; Fungi; Ascomycota; Saccharomycetes; Saccharomycetales; Saccharomycetaceae. The record is from RefSeq and is a predicted model, not a curated record. Gene Ontology annotation, biological process: transmembrane transport; amine transport. Gene Ontology annotation, molecular function: amine transmembrane transporter activity.
AUGGAAGGCAAACCGUUUCAAAAAAGAAAAUUAGGUUUGCAAAUAAACUCGCAAGAUAGUGGAACAAGCCAGACAACAUUUCACUCGACUCAAGAUUUAGUAGACGAUGUAAUUAAUGAAAGCUGGGAUCGUGUAAAUCAAGGGAAUAAUGAUGCAGGCAAGCAGAUUUUUCAUGAUCAGGUAGAUUCUUCCCCGUCCUUAUCGGCACAGAAAGCGAAUACGAAAGAGGAAGAGGUAGCUAUCAAGUCAUCGAACUCACAAUCAACAGACCCUCUUGCAGACACUCGAGAAAAUAUUCCAUACACGUAUUUUAGCAAGGAUCGAAGGUUAAUUAUUUUUGGUAUUAUCAUUUUUAUAGGGUUUUUGGGCCCAAUGUCAGGAAAUAUAUACAUUCCAGCGUUACCUCUGUUACAAAGAGAAUUUGGUGUAAGUGCAACGACGAUAAAUGCUACAGUUUCUGUAUUUAUGGCCGUUUUCUCAGUAGGCCCACUCUUUUGGGGCGCUCUUGCAGAUUUUGGAGGAAGAAAAUUCCUAUAUAUGGCAUCGUUAUCACUAAUGUUAAUUGUUAAUAUACUAUUAGCUGCCGUACCGGUGAAUAUUGCGGCGCUCUUCGUAUUGAGAGUUUUCCAAGCUUUCGCUUCCAGUUCUGUAAUUUCUUUGGGGGCCGGCACCGUAACAGACGUUGUUCCUCCCAAACACAGAGGAAAGGCAAUAGCGUACUUCAUGAUGGGCCCAAAUAUGGGUCCCAUCAUAGCACCUAUUGUUGCUGGACUAAUUUUAAUGAAAGGAGAUUACUGGAGAUGGCUUUUUGGUUUCACUGCUAUUAUUGCAGGAAUAGCGUUAAUCUUGGUAAGUGCGCUUCUUCCAGAAACAUUGCGUUGUAUUGUUGGCAAUGGGGAUCCUAGAUGGAGUGAAAAAAAGAAUGAAUCAAAGAAUAAAGAACAUUCAUCCGUGAAAGGAAAUGAAAUAUUACGUUGGCAUCUAUUCCCAGACAUGGGUAUUCGCAAACCAGUCACUAAUGAUCAAUUUUUUCGACAAAAAUUUCCAAAACCACCUAAAGCAGGUAUAACUCUAUACUGGAAAAUGAUUAAAUGUCCCCCAAUUUUAAUUACAUCAAUCAGCACUGCACUUUUAUUUUCCAGUUACUAUGCCUUUAGCGUUACAUUUUCAUAUUAUCUUGAAAAUGACUACCAUUUUACUAUGUUAGAAAUUGGUGCUGCUUAUGUCUGUCCAGGUGUAGCCAUGUUACUAGGAUCUCAAUCUGGUGGCCACCUUUCAGAUUAUCUUCGCUCACGCUGGAUCAAAAGUCAUCCCGAAAAGAAGUUUCCUGCAGAGUGUCGUUUAUUAUUAAAUCUAGUUGGGAUUUUACUAACGAUAUGCGGUACAGUUGGAUAUGGUUGGUCGAUCUUCUUUCAUUAUCACUUUGUAGUUCUUUUGGUUUUCUCUGCUCUCACUGCUUUUGGUAUGACCUGGUGUAGCAACACCUCAAUGACAUAUCUCACUGAGUUAUUCCCUAAAAGAGCCGCUGGGACUGUCGCGGUUAGUAGUUUCUUUAGAAACAUUGGUGCAGCGGUAAGUUCUGCUAUUAUCUUACAACUUUGUAGAGCAAUGGGAGUUGGGUGGUGUUUUACCGGGCUGGGUAUGUGCAGCUUGAUAUCUUUGAUUGGGAUGUUGUAUCUAAUCAUUUCUCAAAGAAAAUAUACUCCGGAAGAUUUUUAA